Nomia melanderi (Alkali bee) is the source of this 1762-nucleotide messenger RNA. RefSeq names its product Glycine C-acetyltransferase (gene Gcat). Gene Ontology annotation, biological process: L-threonine catabolic process; biosynthetic process. The record is from RefSeq and is a predicted model, not a curated record. NCBI's taxonomy places the organism in Eukaryota, Metazoa, Arthropoda, Insecta, Hymenoptera, Halictidae. Gene Ontology annotation, molecular function: glycine C-acetyltransferase activity; pyridoxal phosphate binding. Gene Ontology annotation, cellular component: mitochondrion.
CUUUGUGAGGAUCGGGUAUUCUCAGUAUAGAUUCAGGUAUACAAACAGUAAAGUUCCCCAAGAUAUGAAUUCUAUUUUUGAGAAAAGUUUGAAACUUAAUUAUAAAAGAUGGGUAUUACAAAAAAGCAUGAGUUCCUUGGUGCAGUGCAUAAAACCAGAAUUAGAAGCAAUAAGAGCAGCUGGUACAUGGAAAAAUGAACGAAUUAUUGCUUCACCUCAACGUACUCGAAUUUUACUAACAAAUGGAAUAGAAGCUCUCAAUUUCUGCGCCAAUAAUUAUUUAGGUCUAUCCAGCAACAAAGAAAUCAUUUCAGCAGCAAAAGAUGCUUUAGACAAAUAUGGAGCUGGUUUAAGCUCUGUAAGAUUCAUAUGUGGUACUCAAGAAAUUCAUGUAGAAUUAGAAAAAAAAAUUGCUCAAUUUCAUGGAAGGGAAGAUUCUAUUCUUUAUGCUUCUUGCUUGGAUGCAAAUGCAGGACUCUUUGAAGCCUUAUUAACAGCUGAAGAUGCAGUAUUUAGUGAUGAAUUGAAUCAUGCCUCUAUCAUUGAUGGUAUCAGAUUAUGUAAAGCAAAAAGAUACAGGUAUAAGCAUAGGGACAUGACAGAUUUAGAGAAUAAACUACAAGAAAGUGCGUCGUCGCGUUUACGUCUUAUCGCUACCGAUGGAGUCUUUUCCAUGGAUGGCACUGUUGCACCAUUACCAAAAAUACUUGAACUCGCAAAAAAGUACAAUGCUGUCACUUUCGUGGAUGACUGUCAUGCUACUGGAUUUUUUGGAAGAAAUGGAAGAGGCACAGAAGAUUAUUUUAAUCAGUUAGGAAGCAUUGAUAUCAUUAACUCUACACUGGGUAAGGCUCUAGGUGGAGCGGCAGGUGGUUAUACAACUGGUACAAAAGAAUUAAUUGCUUUGUUAAGGCAACGCAGCAGGCCGUAUUUAUUUUCGAAUUCAUUGCCUCCUCCCGUAGUCGCAUCAGCAAGUAAGGUCAUGGAUCUAAUAACAGAAUCUACAGAAUUUCUAGACCAGCUACAGAGCAAUACGAAUCUAUUUAGAAAUGCUAUGAAAGCAGCAGGUUUCACAAUUAUUGGGGACAAUCAUCCUAUCUGUCCUGUCAUGAUAGGAGAUGCAAGACUAGCCACUGAAUUUGCUGAUGAAAUGAUUGAGAAAGGCAUUUAUGUUACUGGUUUUAGUUAUCCGGUAGUUCCGAAGGGUAAAGCACGAAUACGUGUUCAAAUCAGUGCUGCACACACACAGAAUGAUAUAGAGCACGCUAUAAAUGCAUUUGUGCAAGUUGGAAAACAACUUACAGUGAUUAAUUGAUACACAGUUUUUACAUUUGCCUCGUAACGUACUCGUGAUAUGACACAAAUAAAAUUCACACAAUCUCUGUGAAAUGCAAAUAAUAUUUAAUACGUAGACACCAAAGCCAAGCUUUUACAUGCAGAGGGACUUGUUCCUACCAAAUAUAAAUCAAAAUAUUACCUUUUAUACAAGUUUUUCGAUAUAUAAGAUUUUGUCAGUUUAUAAACGCUUUCGAUUAGAUAUAAUGUUAUGUAUUCUUAUUAAAUAUCAACUUUAUAGACAUUAAGGUUUGUAUGGCUUGAUCAGAUUUUCAGAAAACUCUUUGACUUGUUUGACUCCACGAACUUCUCUUUCUAACAAAGGAAGCUGUGUUAUAUGAAAAUCUUCAUACAAAUCCAUUAUCUACGGAAAAUAAAAUGAAAUUAAACUACAUAUUUAAUUAUAAUACGUCUAAUAAAAUAAUAA